AUGUAUAUACUAACUUCAUCCAUAUUUCUAAUCAUCAGCAUAAUUGCCUCGAUCGAAGCUCAGGGAACUAACUCGGGAAACGAAACAAGUUUUGAUGUGGAUACCGUUCUGAAAGCUGUUGGAGCACCAGCAUGUAUGAGAAGAUGCAUUGACCCUUUCAUGGAGAAAAUAUCAGAGAUGUGGGAAUUGGAAAAAAUCGUAGAAAGGAUGUCGAAUGUCUGCAGUACUUACAAUGAAACUCUGGAGUGUUUAGAUAAGAGUCCAGCUUGCGAUGUUCAGAGUAUUUUCAAAACGGCCACGCUUUCAUUCCAGAAAAGAUGUGUAGAGAAAGCUGAUAUUUAUAAGAGAAUGGAGAAAUGUAUGAUUGGAAGAACUGACAAAGUUAUGCAAAAAUGUGAUUCCAAAUGCUUCUGCCGUUCGAACGCUACAGCUUUCUCCAGUCAUCCUUCAAUCCAAAUGGCAGCUAAGAUGGGUGGUAACAUUUUCAUUGUCAAUGACCAUAUUUCAGGAUUAUGCAGCUGUUUGAAAUGCGCUAUCCCCUGCGUUACAUUCGAAAUGAAUCUCCAAUGUCCUCUUUCCGGAUGGCUUUCUCUAGAUGUAAUGUUACAACCUUUUGAUGCUGUUUCUUCCUUAUUAGAAGUUUUGAGUCCCGAAGUUCAGGCAAUCAUACGAAGCAAAGUCUCGGAUCAAUGUCAUUUUGCUAUCAGCUCCAAGUCCCUUAAGAAAGUUCGCGAAGGAGAUUUCAGCGUUUUAGCCAAUUAA
Molecule: messenger RNA, 762 nt
Organism: Auanema sp. JU1783
Lineage: Eukaryota; Metazoa; Nematoda; Chromadorea; Rhabditida; Rhabditidae
Source: the annotation of a GenBank genome assembly